CAAUAACAAGAGGCAAUUCACCAACAAGCCGGAAGCACAUGCUGGUGCGCUGCUGCUAGAGAUUGUUUGUGUUUUGACAUGAAUACACACUCUCACAGCUGAGUGGCGUUUAAGAGAAAUAAAGUUGCGAUCACCUACAUAGAAUGGCAGCUACUGUAGAAGCGCCUUUCCCAGCGGAGCAGGACUCUGCGCGUAGCGGGACUGAAGAGGAGAACCGCGGGGCGGAGGUGGAGGAGAAGAGCCAGCAGCAGCAGACAGGCUCCUCCGGGCCCGCCGUGCCUCACAGCCGCCUGUCCAAACUCCCGCUGGCCCGCAUCAAAGCUCUGAUGAAGACCGACCCAGACGUGUCCCUCGCCAGCCAAGAGUCCGUGUUCAUCAUCGCUAAAGCCACGGAAUUGUUUGUUGAGAUGAUUGCCAAAGAUGCUCUUGUGUACGCCCAGCAAGGAAAGAGGAAAACAUUACAAAGAAAAGACUUGGACAAUGCUAUCGAGGCCAUAGAUGAGUUUGCUUUCCUAGAAGGUACGCUAGAUUAAAGAGUCAUUUCUGCCAUCAUACAAGAACCUUCCUUUGCAGAAGCAGCUGACGACAUUCAGUGUUUAUUGACAGCUUUUUAUAUAUAGCUGAUUCCUUUGGAUUUCUUUUAACUGUGAUGUGUAUAUUCUUCUGUAAAUAUCUGGGUAAUUCUAAAAUACAUUGAAAUAAAUUUUAUGUUUUAAACAGCA
Gambusia affinis (western mosquitofish) is the source of this 722-nucleotide messenger RNA. It is a transcript of the gene pole4, whose product is annotated as polymerase (DNA-directed), epsilon 4, accessory subunit. The transcript is spliced from 4 exons. The record is from RefSeq and is a predicted model, not a curated record. Gene Ontology annotation, molecular function: protein heterodimerization activity. Bases 144 to 533 code for a protein of 129 amino acids. Gene Ontology annotation, cellular component: nucleus; epsilon DNA polymerase complex. NCBI's taxonomy places the organism in Eukaryota, Metazoa, Chordata, Actinopteri, Cyprinodontiformes, Poeciliidae.